Poecile atricapillus (Black-capped chickadee) is the source of this 4180-nucleotide messenger RNA. It is a transcript of the gene TMEM184C, whose product is annotated as transmembrane protein 184C. The transcript is spliced from 10 exons. Gene Ontology annotation, biological process: transport. Bases 191 to 1528 code for a protein of 445 amino acids. NCBI's taxonomy places the organism in Eukaryota, Metazoa, Chordata, Aves, Passeriformes, Paridae. Gene Ontology annotation, molecular function: transporter activity. The record is from RefSeq and is a predicted model, not a curated record.
GCCAUGGGGGCGUGAGCGGGGCAGGGCAGGGCAGGGCUGGGAGCGCCGGGGCGGGACGGGGCCGAGCCGGGAUACGGAGCGCGGCCGGGAGACGCAACCGAGGCGGCGGUCUCGCCGGUGAUGCGCACUCCUCAGGGGCUGCCGGCCCGCUGAGGUCGGUGCGAGGGGCGCUGGCGGCGGCGCCGCGGCCAUGCCGUGCACCUGCGGGAACUGGCGGCGAUGGAUCCGGCCGCUCGUGGUGCUGCUCUACAUCGUGGGGCUGCUGGUGGUGGUGCCGCUCUGCGUGUGGGAGCUGCAGAAGCUGGAGGUUGGAAUUCAUACCAAGGCAUGGUUUAUCGCUGGGAUAUUUCUGCUAAUGACUAUACCAAUAUCUCUCUGGGGGAUACUACAACACUUAGUCCAUUAUACUCAACCUGAAUUACAGAAACCAAUAAUAAGGAUUCUGUGGAUGGUGCCGAUUUACAGUUUAGACAGUUGGAUAGCUUUGAAAUACCCCAAGAUUGCAAUAUAUGUGGAUACAUGUCGAGAAUGCUAUGAAGCUUAUGUCAUCUAUAACUUUAUGGUUUUUCUUUCAAAUUACCUAACCAACCGGUACCCAAACCUCGUGUUAAUAAUAGAAGCAAAAGAUCAGCAGAGGCAUCUGCCCCCUCUCUGUUGCUGUCCGUCGUGGGCUAUGGGAGAAGUUUUAUUAUUUAGAUGUAAACUGGGUGUUUUGCAGUACACUGUUGUCAGACCAUUUACUACCAUUAUUGCUUUAAUUUGUGAACUAGUGGGAGUGUAUGAUGAAGGAAACUUCAGCUUCAACAAUGCAUGGACUUACCUGGUUAUACUUAACAACAUGUCACAACUAUUUGCCAUGUAUUGUCUGGUGCUGUUUUAUAAAGUACUGCGUGAGGAACUGAAUCCUAUCCAGCCUGUUGGCAAGUUCCUUUGUGUGAAGAUGGUAGUUUUUGUUUCUUUCUGGCAGGCUGUGCUCAUUGCAUUGCUGGUGAAAGUUGGUGUUAUUUCUGAGAAACACACCUGGGAUUGGCAGAGUGUGGAAGCUGUGGCUACAGGUUUACAGGAUUUUAUAAUUUGUGUGGAGAUGUUUCUGGCUGCUAUUGCACAUCACUACAGUUUUUCCUAUAAACCCUAUGUUCAAGAAGCUGAAGAAGGCUCAUGCUUUGACUCCUUCCUUGCAAUGUGGGAUAUUUCUGAUCUAAGGGCAGAUAUCUCCGAACAGGUUCGAAAUGUGGGGAGGACAGUUUUGGGCCAGCCAAGGAAAAUGUUUUUUGCUGAGGAUCAUGAACAAAAUGAGCAUACAAGUUUACUGUCUUCAUCUACUCAAGACCCAAUUUCUGAUGCUUCUUCAAUGCCAUCUUCACCCAUGGGUCACUAUCAGGGGUUUGGACACACUGUGACUCCUCUCACAACACCGACGACAGCCCCUGCAGUUGAUGGGAUUUUUAACCCGUCUGCCAGUCAGGAUGCUGAGGAAUCACCUGAACUAGAGAACAACUUGGCAGAGAAAGCUUUGGAUAAAAGUUAAACUCACCUUUUCUUUGAAUGUGUCAAGAAGUCAUUACAUACUUGCCACAUGUGUCCUGUUAACAUGUGCUAUUAAGGAUGAAAGUUGAAAAGCUUGGGAAAGGUGCUGCGUGGACAGGAAGAGGAUAUGGUAUGGCUGUAACUGACAUCUGAAUCCAGAAUCUAUAAUGGAUGUGAACAUCUGCGAGUACCCCAUGGAUAUGAAACACGCACACUGUAAAGGUUUCUGCAUAACUUUAAGCAUCAUCUCCUUAAACUGCUAAAUGCUUCCACAUCAUAUCAAAAUUUUACUGAAUUUCAUUAGUGCAAAAGAAACAUUUGAAAAAAAUCCUCUGCUCAUAUAAAAAUGAAGUGCAAGUACUACUAGCAAUGGGAAAGCCUAAUUUAAAGAAUGUAAUUUAAGGAGAGCAGUAGCAAAAACUGUGUUAAUUUUGCUUGUCUUAAUGAUGGUUAACUUCCAUACCCAAUGCUGAAUGGAGUGUGGGUGAAAUGAUAGCUUCUGUACAGAUGCCACCUUCUUCCCAUUCCUACAUAGCUAAAUAAAGUCCCUUCAUGAAGAUAGUUACUAGUGAGCAUUAGUAAAGAACCUCUACAAAGAGAACAUUCCCUGCAGGCCUUGCUAUCAAAGCCCAUGCACAGAUGAUAGGGUUGGUGUAUCUGUUGUCCUUGAGGCUCAUAGUUUGUAAGUCUUUUGUAUCCAGAAGAGACAGCCAGGAUGGUUUUGGAUUAAUACUUUACCAUGACUAUUCUUUUCCCUAUCCUUCUAAAAUACAAGUAAUGAUUACUACCUUAAAAUACAUGGAAGGGGAAUGAAGGAUAUUGAAAAGGAAGUACAAAACAAAACAGAUUUCUUUAUUUUGGGCUGCAAUAAGUUCUUUAACGCUUAAGUUUUUAUUUAAGCUGUUAAAGCAGGCUAUCUUGUGUCUGUAGUAAUUUGUGUUCUUAAAUUUGUGUCUGUGUGUGAUUGUAUUAUGCUUCUACUAUAGCCUGGAUUCAAAUGUAAUAGGUGUUUUUUUCGCCCCAAGAAAGACCUUUGCUGAGGUACAACUAUGUAGCUAGUCUUAAUACUGGAGUUACUAGGACUAGAUUUCAGCCCAAGAAGCAGUACACUUGUAUCAAAAUGUUACUUUGCAAAAACUGACUAUGUCAGAGAGGAAUUGUUUUUAUCCCGUUAUCAGAUUUUUACUAUUAUUGCAUGUUUUCAACCUGACAAAAACAACCAAAGCAGUAGAGCACUACUUUUUAAAUGGCAAGAUCUUAAGUUUCUUUUUCAGCAUUGUUAGCAUUUCCAGGAUAAAUGUUUAACUUCUGGCUGUCAGUAAAUUCAUCUUAAGUGCUUUUUUUGCAGUACUAGUGUGAUGUAAAUAUUGCGCCUUACUCACUAGGCUGCAUAUUUUAGAGCUGAGUAUGUACUUGCUGUAUCUGAAGUUAGUGAGAAAGUGAAAAUCAUGAUUUUCAAUUUGCCAACUCAUUGCCUUUGUUGUAAAUAAGUAAUUAAAGAUUUUAUUUAAACUGUUCACCUUCUAUCAAUUUGAUUUGCUGCUACAGUAAUUUAAGAGUGUGAAUGACAUAUGACUACAACUGUCCUCAUGGAAGAAGAGGAUCUUAUGUAGAACUACUGAAAGAAUUUGUGCUUUCAGUAUUUCAUGGCUUGUACUAUAAAGGGAAUUCUUGUUUGGGCUUAUGAAGAAUCAGAAUCUUCUAAUCCAUGCUUCAUCCCAGCUAUCACCUUAUGCAUGUAAUAGCUUUCUCUAAAAGGAAACAACUUGUACAGGUUCAUAAUGCAUUGGGACCUCAGUGCCCCCUGCAGCCAUUACCAGGAAUAAUCUGAUUUCCUGCAUGUAUACAGGUAAAAAGGGGCAGGGGUAGGAAUAAUAUCUGAGAGAGCAGGGCUGCUGCAAGUAGAGUUAGCUGCUGUGCUCCAGCUCUUCAAAAACCUCACUCUGAAGAAUUAUUUUUUUUUAAUACUUGAAGUUAUGUCUGUUUGGUGUAAAACUAAGGUUCAGAGGGGACCUUGAUUGGAAAACAGCUAUUUAAAUGUCUUUACUACUUCUUUCAGAGUAUUUCUUGAAAGCCACUAAGUUAUUUUAUUAUUAUUCAGUUACUCUAUUUGCACAAUAUAAGAUUCCUCCUGGUUUGUUUUUUUUCUGGGGAAAAAAGUUAUUUUUUUAAUUGCAGCAGCUUAUAGGAUCAUACCUUUCCUACAGACUCCUAGUGAACUUAAAAAAUAAAUAGAAAUCUUGCAAUGAUACCUACCCUGUCUUUUGAAAACCACUACCACAGCAUUCCACAGCAUAACCUAUCACGAUUCUAUAAAAAGUUCAUUUGCAGAUAGUUCAUUUUCCUCUUAACCAUAUUUAUUCUUCUGCUGUUUUAUGCCAAAUCUCUACCCAAGUUUUUUAUUCAGAAGUCCUGAGGAUUGCUCUUGCCUUACUCAAGGAAACUAGAAUGUCUUUCAUUUGUCUUGAAGUCAUUUUGCUUUCAUCUUAAUUACUAAAAUCUUAAUAAAUACACCUAACCUACUCUGUAAAGGUUUUGUUUUUAUUAGAGGUCUUCCUGCACAAGAAAGCUAAACACUUUCCUAUAAAGCUGCUCUCUGGUGAAAUUGCCAGGUACCUGCCAGGUUUAGUUGUGUAAGAAUAAUUUAAAAUUU